UGAAAAGCAAGGUGAAGUCGGAAUGGGACCGAUCAUACUCUCCGCGAAUGAUCACGAGCGCAUAGUGAAAUGCGUGGAAGCGACGCGCAUUUCCGCGUCGAACCCUCACAAAUCGGAGCGCAAGCUUCUCAAAUCCCUCAGCGACGAAAGAGCUGCGCGGUGGCCAAACACGCUCGAGGCGCAACGCUCGUACAAAAUCACAGAGGAAGUCGCGAAGAAAGAAUUCGAGGAGAGUUCACGCGUUGCAUUAGAUGAAAGCGAAGCAAAGCGAAGGGCUGAGGACCGGAGGCUCCAAAUUGGACGCGCGAAUAAGAUGCUGUAUGACUCCACAGACAGAGUCAAAUCGUUCCACUCCUCGCUAUUACUCUCGGAUGUCCUCAAAGAAAGGGAGAAACAGAUUGAAUACAAAGAACUGUGUGAGACAUUGAAAGCGAAGAGAGAUGCGGUUUUCAUCAAAGAGCAAACGAUAGCACGCGAACUCGCAGAGCACGCUGAAGCAAAGAAGACAAACGAGCGAAAGCAAGCAGCAUAUGCACAGAAGAACGCACAACUUCACCAGCUCGAACAGAUUAAACGUGACCUUCUGAAUAAAAAAGAAGCUGUGCUGAUUGAGGGUGAGAUGAUCAAACGAAUUGCGCUUGAAAGGGAGGUUGAGGCAAAAAUGAAAGAGGCGAACAGAAGCAUGGCUGCAAUUACGGUAAAUAACGCGACUGCGCGCGCAAACCAAGCUUUGGAUAUGUACAAGGCUGAACAACGAGAUGAUGAGUUCGAGCUGGAUGCACAGAUAGAUCAGUUUGCGCUUCAGAAGAGACGCGUGAACGAAGCCCGAUCAGCGAGGGAAGACGCAAAGCGCAAGGAAGCACAGGGAAGGAGGGACAAGAUGGUCACCUUGAUGGAAGCAGACUUAGCUAGUCGCCGUGCAACGAUGAUACGAUAUGCAACGAAAGGGGUGGAGGACAAAGUCGCGGCGGACGCUGUGAAUGAACAUGAACAAAAACAGGAAAGAGAGGAGUCACUGCGGAUAAUUGAUCGUUCGCGGACGCAGCAACUUAUGAUCCGAGCGGCAGAGAAGGCAAGAGCAGCGAAGGACGACGCUUCGUUUGUUCGGCAGUGGAAACUUCGGAACGACAAGCUGCAACGGGAGGAGGAGGAGGAGAAAUUGGAAGUUAUGACGCGCGCAAAGAUGCUACAAAAUGCUCACCUCAAACAGAUAGGCAGAAAGGUACGCCAGGCAGUUGCGGCAAGGGAGCAAGAGCUUUUCGAUUUCAAGAACACGAAGCGCGUGGCGAUGGAAGACGAUGAAAUGUUCAAGCACUACACGAACGCGUGUAUGGAUGAAUGGGCGUAUCAGAAAAAAGAUUUAAGGCCUAUGCUCAUGGAGCUUACGAAGCAGCGUGAUAAGGUGUCAUGAGUGGUGAUAUUUGAGAUUGGAAACGGACUUGAGAGAAAGUACGUA
Molecule: messenger RNA, 1456 nt
Organism: Micromonas pusilla CCMP1545
Lineage: Eukaryota; Viridiplantae; Chlorophyta; Mamiellophyceae; Mamiellales; Mamiellaceae
Exons: 3
Coding region: 23-1411 (462 amino acids)
Source: RefSeq, a predicted model, not a curated record